AGUUGCUCAAGAAUUUGCAAAGUGAGUGGCCGAAAUGCUGCUGGUGUGGAGGAAUUGUCUCAGUGCCAAUCAAUUGAGGUGCUUCUCAGCUCAGGUGCAAAGGGCCACAGCGUCAAGCUUCAACGAUGAGGCUUUCGAUGAGAGUUGGAAGACGGCCAAGCCCUAUGACAGCAUUCCUGGCCCAUCGACUCUGGGCUUGAUCAGGAAUUUUCUUCCAGGCGGCAGAUUCAGUUCCAUAGGAAUGCCAGAGGUGCACCGCAUCAUGAAGAAGGAAUUCGGGCAUAUUUACAAGUUCAAUGGCACUUUCGGGAAGCGUGAUAUUGUUGUGGUGAAUGAUCCCAAGGAUUUUGAGAUUGUCUACCGAACUGAGGGCAAUUUCCCGAUGCGCAGAGGUCUAGACUGUCUGACGUACUAUCGAAAGGUGCACCGAAAGGACAAAUAUCCCAUAUCGAUGGGCUUAGUCAGCGAGCAGGGCCAAGGAUGGUGGGAUCUGCGGCACAAAGUCAACGGCGUGAUGAUGAAGCCACAAGUCACAAAAGGCUACACAUCAGCUGUUGACGAAGUGACGAGAGAUUUCGUGAAGAAACUAAACAACACGAGAGACGUGAAUUUGGAAACACCAGCAAAUUUUGUCUAUCAAUUGAAUAUCUGGGCGCUUGAGUCGAUUUCCUACAUCACAAUGGACAUGCGAUUGGGUUUGUUGACUGAGAAACCAGAUCCGAAUGUUGACAAACUUAUGCUCGUGCUGAAGGACUUUUUCCAAUUAAUUUAUGAACUUGACUUCCAACCGUCGCUGUGGAAAAUCUACAAGACUCCAAAAUUCAAUAGAUUCAUGGAAAUAAUGGAUUUCAUGCAUGAAGUGAUCGGAAAGUUUGUUGACAAGGGUUUGGAAAAUCUGAAGGAAAUGCACGUGAGAGGUCAAAGCAAUGCCAGGGAGAAAGGCAUUCUUGAAAAGCUGUACGAGAUCGACAAGGAUAUUGCUGUUCUCAUGGCAUUAGACGCUAUGUUAGCCGGAGUUGACACUACUUCAUCCGGAGUGUUUAUGGUUCUCUACAACUUGGCAACAAAUCAGGAGAAGCAGGAUAUUUUGAGGGAGGAAUUGCUGAAGAUCCUUCCAGAGAAGGACACGCCAUUGACCAAGGAAAAGAUGAGCAACAUGCCUUACUUGAGAGCCUGCGUAAAGGAAGCUCUGAGAGUGACUCCAGUGACGUUGGGGAAUGUUCGAACAACAGGGAGAAACAUUGUCCUGAAGGGAUAUCAAAUUCCUAAGGAAACUGAUGUAUUUAUGCACAAUCAAGCUGUUCAUGAGGAUGAUUAUUACUAUCCUGAUCCCAAUUCUUUUAUCCCUGAACGUUGGCUGCGAUCAGAGGACAAACACGAGAAUUACAAUCCCUUUUCGUAUCUUCCUUUCGGCUUUGGUAGCAGAAUUUGCGUCGGACGAAGACUGGCUGAACUGGAAAUUGAAUCCUUGGUCACGAGAUUGGUGAGAAACUAUCAUCUCGAGUGGCAUUAUCCGCCGCCAGAGAUCAGGACAUCGACCAUUAACAUGCCUCAGGGAGACAUUAGAUUCCGCCUGAGGGACUAUCAGUAAUCUUUAGCAAAUUUCUGCGCAUUCAUGAUGAUGGAAAAUUGUACGCGUUUUCAGACCAAAAAUAAAAACCAAUCUUCACCAACACACGCUU
Phlebotomus argentipes is the source of this 1682-nucleotide messenger RNA. Its product is annotated as probable cytochrome P450 12b2, mitochondrial. The record is from RefSeq and is a predicted model, not a curated record. Gene Ontology annotation, molecular function: monooxygenase activity; heme binding; iron ion binding. Bases 35 to 1591 code for a protein of 518 amino acids. NCBI's taxonomy places the organism in Eukaryota, Metazoa, Arthropoda, Insecta, Diptera, Psychodidae. The transcript has 6 exons.